Messenger RNA from Bipolaris oryzae ATCC 44560, 153 nucleotides. RefSeq lists its product as uncharacterized. Bases 1 to 153 code for a protein of 50 amino acids. NCBI's taxonomy places the organism in Eukaryota, Fungi, Ascomycota, Dothideomycetes, Pleosporales, Pleosporaceae. The transcript has a single exon. The record is from RefSeq and is a predicted model, not a curated record.
AUGGGGGUGGUUGUGGUGGGAGAGAGUCGGGGGAGGGUGCUGGGGGGAGGCUUGUCGGUAUGGGAAACAAGGGUGGCGGCGGUGUUAGCGGUGAAGGCAGGGCGCGGUAGCAAGUGUGGUUGUCAAAGAGCAGCGAGUCGCGUUGGUGUUUAG